Messenger RNA from Papaver somniferum (opium poppy), 1315 nucleotides. Its product is annotated as chloroplast processing peptidase-like. The transcript has 5 exons. Gene Ontology annotation, molecular function: serine-type endopeptidase activity. Gene Ontology annotation, biological process: thylakoid membrane organization. NCBI's taxonomy places the organism in Eukaryota, Viridiplantae, Streptophyta, Magnoliopsida, Ranunculales, Papaveraceae. Gene Ontology annotation, cellular component: chloroplast thylakoid membrane. The coding region runs from base 78 to 1070 and encodes 330 amino acids. The record is from RefSeq and is a predicted model, not a curated record.
GGUGUAUACAGAAAUUAAGAAUUUCAAUUUAUGGCCAACAACUCUAUCUUCUACUGAGGAGUCCAUAAGAAGAAGAGAUGAGUUCACUACAGUUCUUCCCUUCUACUUCUACUUCUUCAUUGAAAAACCCUAUUUCCAUAUCAACCCAAAUUACAUCUUCCAUUCAAACCCAUAACUUCAAUCUUCCAAUCUCAAAACCCCCAAUUUUCACUACCUCUUCACUUAAAACCCCUAAUUUCUCAAACCUCAAGCAAUUUCAAAACCCUAGAGUUCUUAAAAGAGUUAAAUGCAAUGGAGUUAAAGACACUGGUGAAGAAACAAAACUGAAAUUGGAUGGUGGUGAUGAUAGUGGUGGGGGUGGUGGUAAUGGUGGAGAUGGUGAUAAUGGAGAUGGAGGAGAAAAGAAAAAUGGGUUUUUACCAGAUUGGUUGAAUUUAACUUCAGAUGAUGCAAAAACAGUUUUUGCUGCAUUUGCUGUUUCACUUGCAUUUAGAUCAUUUAUUGCUGAACCUAGAUUUAUUCCUUCUUUAUCAAUGUAUCCUACUUUUGAUGUUGGUGAUAGACUUGUUGCUGAAAAGGUUUCAUAUUACUUUAGAAAACCAUGUCCUAAUGAUGUUGUCAUUUUCAAGAGUCCACCAGUUUUGCAGCAAGUUGGAUAUACUGACAGUGAUGUCUUUAUUAAGCGGAUCGUCGCUAAGGAAGGUGAUGUUGUUGAGGUUCAUGAUGGAAAGCUGAUAGUAAACGGAGUAGCAAGAGAUGAAGAAUUCAUUCUCGAGCCACCUUCUUAUGACAUGUCCCCAGUUACAGUACCAGAGAACUCUGUCUUUGUUAUGGGUGACAACCGCAACAACAGCUACGACUCACAUGUUUGGGGUCCUUUACCUGAAAAGAACAUAAUUGGAAGAUCGGUAUUUAGGUACUGGCCACCAACAAGGAUCGGUGGCACAAUUCUGAAAGAUGGUUGUCCCAUAUCACCACCACUUACAGACACAUCUAAGAAAAUUGCCCCAAUAACAACGACAUCUCAGCGUGCAGAUGACACCCAAAAGGUACCCGAGAAAGCUAUGUAGAUUAUAUUUAUACCAUGUUUUUUGUCUCAGUUCUUCUAGGUAAGGCUGACUGAUCGUAGGUUAUAUUUAUCUUUGUAAUUCUUUGUGAAUGCUUCUGAAACCCCUCCCUAUUGAUUACAAGUGUAAUGGUUGUACAUUUAUUUAAGGCAUAUACAAUGAUAGAAGAUCUGCUACAUUGUAAUGCCUUCUGUAACUUUAGAACAGUUCCAUUAUGAACAAAGAUUUUGUUGUUCCUUCCUCUGAAA